Messenger RNA from Chrysemys picta bellii (western painted turtle), 966 nucleotides. NCBI's taxonomy places the organism in Eukaryota, Metazoa, Chordata, Testudines, Emydidae. The record is from RefSeq and is a predicted model, not a curated record.
AUGAACGGAGCUGAGGAGCAGCACCCGGAGGAGGGGCCUGAGACCCCGGAUCUGCAAACAAUGCCACCAGGAGAUGGUGAAGAGACAGUUUUCCAGAGCUCAAGCCAAGGAAGAACCUACAAGAGACGGCGCAAGUUGCAAACCCCCAAGAGAAUCCCAGCAGAGAAGGAGCCGGACAGUCCAAGGGAGAGCGAAAAGGGCUCCAGGAAGCACGCGGUGUCCUCUUCAAAGGUGGGAGCCAAGGCCCGUGGGAAAGUGCCCAGCUGCUCGGCCUGUGAGCAGAGCUUGAAGGGGAAGAUCUUCUUCCAAAGCCUGAGCAGGUUUCAUGGUCAGAAGAAGUCGCAUGAAUGUUGGGAAUGUGGGAAAACCUUCCUGCGGAAGAAGGAUCUGGCCAGACAUCAGGGAGUCCAUACCGGAGACAGAUUCUACAGCUGCCUGGACUGCAGGAGAAGCUUCAGCCAAAUGGCAGGGCUUACGAGACACCAGAAGACGCACUCGGGGGAUCGGCCCUUUCCCUGCAUGGACUGCGGGAAAAGCUUCUGCCUGAGACAAGAGCUUAUGAGCCACCAGAGAACCCACACAGGAGAGAGACCCUUCCUGUGCUCCCAGUGCGAGAAGGGAUUUAGCCAGCUGGCGCAUCUCGCCGCCCACCAGAGAACCCAUGCGGCGGAGAGGCCCUACCCCUGCGGCACCUGUGAGAAACGCUUCAAGCAGAAAGUGCACACGGGCGCCAGACCCCACACCUGCAAGGAGUGUGGGAAAGGCUUCCGCAAGAGGCAGGAUCUUCUGCGACACGGGAGGAUCCACACGGGAGAAAGCCCCUUUGCCUGCAGCCACUGUGAGAAGAGCUUCCGGCAGAAGAAGAAUUUGAACAGACAUCGGAGCAUCCACACGGGCGAGAGGCCCCACCUCUGUCUCGAAUGUGGGAAAAGCUUCCGGCUCAAGCACGCGCUGGUGCGACACCAG